UGCUCUUUUAUGGUCCUGAUGCUGCAGGUGUAUUUAAGGCGAGUGAGCAUCAGUCAUUCAGUGUGUCGAGAUGUCUGACUCUCUGUUGCCCACGUGCGUCCUCUGUCUGCUCGCGCUGUCAUCCGCCUGCUACAUCCAGAACUGUCCGCGCGGUGGGAAGAGAUCUCAGCCAGACACCAGCAGACAGUGUGUGUCAUGUGGUCCUGGGAAUGCGGGCCGUUGUUUUGGUCCCAGUAUCUGCUGUGGAGCAGCUCUGGGUUGUCUCAUGGGUUCUCCAGAGACGAUGAGCUGCAUGGAGGAGAAUCAUCUGCCAAGCCCUUGUGAGACCGGAGGGAGACCAUGUGGAGCUGAAGGACGCUGCGCUGCUCCAGGAGUCUGUUGUGACUCAGUGAGUUGUGUUAUGGACUCGGAGUGUUUGGAAGACGUCAUGCUUGAUCAGUCUAAAGAUCGCAGUAGACUCAAGAGUGUUUCAGGAGAAAUACUGCUGCGUUUGUUAAAUCUGGCCUCAAGAGGUCAAAGAGAGUUCUGAUGAUCAUCUUGCACAACACAUCAGUGUCUCCAGUGUGUAAAUAUGUAGUAAAUGGACAAAAGUGAAUCUGGUUUGUUUUUGCAGAUCAUUUACAGUUGAUUGUUAUUUUAAGACAGUUUCCAUUUGCUUCUGUUGUCACAAAAGUUGUUCGACUUGUUGCUGCUUUUGUAUUAUUACAAUGCAAAGAUUUACAAGAGCAACUGCCCAUAAGACAGUUAAUACUGAGUCAAUAUCAGUCUGUGGCUCGCUCAGAGAACGGAUCCUGCCUGUCAGGUUUGAAAAACUACUCUUGAAUGGCUUAAAGGUGCACCUAGUAAUUGUUUCCCCAUUAAAAAAUGAUUUACUCUUAAAGAAAUUAAUUGUAAUUCUCACUCGCAUGAGAUGAGGACUCUAGUCAUGUCAGUGACCUUAUAAAAGCUGUUGUAUUCUACAUGGGGCAGGGGCGCACUCAUGGGGGCUGCCAUGUUAGAAUCACAUGACCAGCUGAAUACUACUCACUUAAUCUCAGUAACCGUCUUGUUAUUGGACACUUUCACUCUUGGAUUAAAUGAAUCAUGGCUGAUUGUGAAUAGUGAAUUUCUACAAUGUCAUCUGUAACUGAACACUAUUGAUUUUCAAUGAUGCUGCAUCCACACCACUAGGUGUCACUGUAAGUCCAAAAAGAUACUGAUUGCACCUUUAACUGUAAAUCUACACUGUUAAAUCUACAAAUUAUUGUUACUUUAAGGAGUUUUGUCUACCC
Messenger RNA from Myxocyprinus asiaticus (Chinese sucker), 1271 nucleotides. RefSeq names its product vasotocin-neurophysin VT 1-like. The transcript is spliced from 3 exons. Gene Ontology annotation, cellular component: secretory granule; extracellular region. The record is from RefSeq and is a predicted model, not a curated record. Bases 71 to 529 code for a protein of 152 amino acids. Lineage: Eukaryota; Metazoa; Chordata; Actinopteri; Cypriniformes; Catostomidae. Gene Ontology annotation, molecular function: neurohypophyseal hormone activity.